AAUUCAAUGGCCUUGGUUAAGUUUUGUACUUGUUGACUAAAAUAAGAAAAUAAUCUGUUUUUUUUUUCUUUGAAGCCUAAUUUCGAUUGACAACGUGGUAACUGGCAUUGGUAGAAUAUUUCAAUUGGUUCAACCAAAACCGAAAUCGACAUCUCUCGGUUUGGUUCGGUUAGAUUUAAGGCGUGUAGAAUCUUCUAAAAACGCCGCGUUGAGUAGUUUUUAGGGUUUCUUCUGCUGUGUGGCUACCCACUGAAGUCUCCAGUGUUUUUCCUUUGUGGCUCUGGUUUGCCCUAUUCUCUCCUCUUGUUUUUCUUUUUUUCCCUCUUCUCCAAGGAAUCUGGAAAAAUAAAAAUUAAACCUUUUCUUCCUCUAAAUCCUAAAAAAAUCAGAAAUUUUCCUAUUAGCUUCAAAUCGAAGCUUUUUGAUUGAAUCAAAAACCUCUGCUUCGUCUCUCUACCGAGGAUUCUCGGGUAAAAAUACAGAAGAAGAAUCUUAAACAUGGUAGAGGCAGAGCGCCCGGAGAAUAUUUGGGUUGCUUCUGAAAUGUCGUCGUCGUCUUCGUCUCCGGCAGCUAUAGAAAGCCGUGAUUUUUCCAUCAUUGAUUCGGCUGAUGGAAUAAGAGAUGAUGAUGUGAGAAGAUUUGGUAUAGCUUCUCCUCCGCCUCAGUUGGACAAGGGUUCGUCGAAGAACGAUCUAGGAUUUACGGGAAGGGUUUUCUCAGCCGCCGGAGCUGCGGUUUUAUCCGCCGUUACUUUAAAUCCUCUCGACGUUGUCAAGACUCGAUUACAAGCUCAAGCCGCCGGGUUGUCUUACUCUCACCCACUCAGUAGCUCCAUUGGACGCAUGGCAUUUUUUGGACCAAACAUGAUGUUUGCAGACUUGAGAUGUUCUCCUUCAUGUUCACGGGCUGGUGUUCAAGGUACUGUUUCUAUUUGCCCGCCGGAUUGUUUUCAGUACAAAGGAACAUUUGAUGUCUUCACCAAGAUCAUACGACAGGAGGGACUGUCACGACUCUGGAGAGGGACUAAUGCUGGUCUUGCCGUAGCUGUUCCCAUGGUUGGGAUGUAUCUCCCAUUCUAUGAUUUGUUUCGCAACCGGUUGGAAAAAAUAUCUCGAGAGAAAGCUCCUGCUACGACAUGGUGUGUGCCUGUUGUGGCAGGGUCCUUAGCGCGGUCGUUAGCUUGUACAGUGUGCUAUCCAAUUGACCUUGCAAGAACGCGUAUGCAGGCAUUCAAAGAAGCAAAAAGUGGUAUGAAGCCUCCGGGAGUUCUUAAAACUCUAGUUGGUGUAGUCUCUGAAGUCAGGACGGCAAAUAACUUCGAAAGUAGUUUGCACAACUAUCGUGUUCUCUAUAGAGGCUUGGGUGCACAGCUUGCCCGUGAUGUUCCAUUUUCAGCAAUCUUGUGGGGGACCCUCGAGGCAAUGAGAAGAAGGCUUCUAGGAGUUGUGGGCAAUGAUACAAAUCUUCUUGGUGUUUUCGGUGCAAACUUUUCUACUGGUUUUGUAGCUGGAAGUAUCGCUGCUGCUGCUACUUGUCCUCUUGACGUUGCAAGAACAAGAAGACAGAUAGAGAAGGAUCCUGGUAGGGCGUUGAUAAUGACGACGCGACAGACACUAGUAGAGGUUUGGAGGGAUGGAGGGAUGAGAGGACUGUUCAUGGGAAUGGGUCCACGAGUGGCGCGUGCAGGACCAUCGGUAGGGAUAGUGGUUUCCUUCUACGAGGUGGUCAAGUAUGUUUUGCAUCACCACGCUUCAUCAUGACCCAACAAAGUCACAAAUCUCAUACACAUAACACAUGAAUGUGGAUACGGCUUUAGGUUGUAGUUUGUUUUUCUUUAAAUUAACAGAAUAAGUUAAACAGGCUCAGUCCUCCAAGCCCUUGUUUCAUAUGAGCCGGAAUUUUGUCCAGUUAUUAAUACCGGCUAUUUAAAAUGUUUAAUCCGGUUUAUGUCGGCGUGAUCGUUCAUCAGACUUAGGUUGGCUUAGUGUGAUUAGUGGAAGACAUAAGAUGAUGAUAGCAACAAUAUGAUCGUUUACUAAGGAAUGAGACCUUUUUCUGAUAAAAGAAUUGAGAAAUAGGAUUUGAUAUGUAAUUUUUGGCAA
Molecule: messenger RNA, 2103 nt
Organism: Camelina sativa (false flax)
Lineage: Eukaryota; Viridiplantae; Streptophyta; Magnoliopsida; Brassicales; Brassicaceae
Product: mitochondrial carrier protein MTM1
Biological process (GO): mitochondrial transmembrane transport
Cellular component (GO): mitochondrion
Source: RefSeq, a predicted model, not a curated record